AUAAUAUGUCGCACAUAAAAUCCCAGAAACCUUCAUGAAACAAGCAUGCACCUCCCCAAAGCUUGCACAAAUGAAUAUUUUUGAAAGCAUUUUACACACAUUUUUGCUGUAAAUAUGCUAAACUAUACAUGUAUUUUUUAGAUUGAAAUUUUUAAGAAAAAGGGAAGAAUUUUCCAUAGUUUUUUUUUGGAAAAAAUCUAAAUUGAGAUUUUUUGAUUUUUGUUCUCAAUUUUUAAUAAAAAAUAAAACGAAAACAAAACAAUUUUUGAAAAAAAAUCACGCACGAACCGUUAAAUCCAAAUAACACCACACCACCGUAAAUGACUGAAACCGAUGAUGAAGCGCAGCGUCGACGAGAGGAAUGUGAACGCAAAGCCCGUCGAGGUGAAAUGGAUCCUCGUCUGGAAUUCACAUUUCAGCUGUUGAUUGAUGGGACAGCUUUGCCCCGACAUCAAUUGAUGGACUACAUUUUUGAAGGGGACAUGUUGGAUGAAAUAAAUCAACUCUUCCUGCCCAACAUGAAGAACAAACUCUUAUGGUUCUACCAAGAAGUAGACGAACCGGAAACUCAAACUGUUCCCGAUGCUAAUAAGCCAGGUCCAUCAAGAGCCGGGGGUGUUUCGACCAGCUCAAAAACUCCUCAAGGUGUUUCACCUUCGGGUAGUAAUCCGAAACCGAAGAAAUUAUUUCUCACCGAUGGUUGGACGUGCGCCUUUACAGGCGUUUGCAUCUACAUUUUUAGGAUUAACACUUCAAAACAAUUGCCCGAAGAAGGAUUUCAAAAGGAUUUGUAUUGUGGUGUGAUUGAUGCCAAAAACAUCGGCUUAGUAACAUCAAUCGAACGCAUUGUCGAAUAUGUAUUCAUGCAAGCUUUGGCUUUUCCAAGUCUUGAGGGUGACGACGAAGAUGUCAGCUGUGGCCUCAUAAAGGGUCAACUAUUGCCAGGAUUAAGAUCGUUUUGCAGUGCACUUCGUGUUUGUGAACAAGUUUGUGAUCAUUACAAUGUUUUUGCCGAUGGAGCGGGAAUGUUCGAAAAAAUUGACGAAAUCGAAGAGGUCAAAGAAAUGGCUAAAAAUCAAGAGUUCUGUUUGCAAUUGGAAGAAAGAGUUGCCAAUUGGAUAAAGGCAAUAAUGAAGAUUCUUGGUGAAAGUGAACAAUUGAGAAUGGAAAACGAUCAUAGCGGACCACAGGACGAAUUGGAAUAUUGGAAGAAGAGAGGAGCACAAUUUUCACAAUUGUUGGCACAUUUACAGGACAAAGAAGUUCAAUUUACUCUGCAUUGUUUGUUUCUUGCUGGAUCAAGAAUUAUGCGUCACUGGAAAAUCACUGAUCGCAAAAUUACGUUUUGCUAUAAUGAAGCACGAGAUAAUUCGAAAUUUAUUCAAGCAAUGGAGUCAUGCUGUCACUCUUUAUAUUUAGAUGAUCCGGUCUGCAUGAAAGAAUCAAUAUUGAGUCUUCUUCAAACAGUUCGUCUAAUUUACAGUGUUUCACAGUUUUACAACACAUCCGAACGGACAUCUGCACUUAUGGUUAAGAUAACUAAUCAAAUGAUAGAAACUUGCAAAUCAUACAUCACAUGUCGAAGUAAGGAAACAAUUUGGUCUCAAGACCGCAAUGUUAUUCGCACAAAACUAGGCAACUGUAUAAAAUUAAAUCACAUCUACCACGAAACUUACUAUACCGUACGCGAGCAACCAUUUCUCCCAAAUCAGACACCAUUUGGAUUUUCGGAAAAUUUUGUUUUUGGUAAAUUUGACACAUUCUGCGAUCGCCUAUCAAAAAUCAUUUCAAUGUUCAAUCUCAUCGAUGACUAUAAUCAUCUAUUUGAAAGGAGACUCGAAGGACUAUUACUUGGCGAAGCUCUUGAAGAAGCUUCGACAGCUUUCGAAGAAGCCAAGAAAGAAAUUCUCUCAAAAAAAUACGAUUAUCUUGACCAUCGCAAUUCCGAUUUCAAUGAGGAUUUUGACAGAUUCAUCGGAAAAACUGACACUUUGAAAGAUACUAUUGCAAGCUUGAUUGAAACGAAUUUCGAUACAGUUUGGGAGACUCCACAGUGUAUUAGGUUUUUGGUGAGAUUUGAGAAGGUCAGCGAAAAAAUACCGUUAUCCAAAAUGGAUGACAAAUAUCAGCGGAUUUUGAAAUAUUGUGAUAAGGAGAUCGAUAGAAUUUUAAAAUUGUUUCGCAAACAACGAGAUGAUCCACCGGUUCCCAGAAAUUUCCCACCAAUUGCAGGCCGCCUGAGAUGGUGCCGGGCGUUGGACUGUCAUUUGAAUGAACUUAUGAUGGAAAUAUCUGACCAUUUGGUUCUACAGACCCUACCGCUGACAAAGGACCUCGAGAACAAGUACAAAUCUGUUCAGGGAAUAUUGAUGGAAUAUGAGAAGGAUAUUAUUUCUAUAUGGUUGGAUCAGGAUGUUAGUGUAGCAGACGCAUGCCUCAUUCAACCAGUUCUCUGUCUACAAGGAGAACGUUUAUUUGUAAAUUUGCAUCCUACAAUUCCUCUGCUUAUACGGGAAGCUAAAGCUCUUGCUAAGCUCGAUGUGGAGCUACCAAUUGUUGCAGCAACCUUAAUGUGCCGCCAAAAUUAUUUCACCACCAUCCAGGAUUCUCUUAAUAGCCUCAUUAAGAUGUUCCUAACAACAGUGAAAGCAGUUAAACUAGAAGUUCGUCCAUUGUUCCUGCCGCAAUUGGUGCGCCUUACGGCGAUGCUGCAGCCCGGAUUGAGCACAAUAAAUUGGACACACCACAAUUGGACUGAAUUCUAUGAACGCUGCAAACAAGCAAUCGAGACUUUUGAAGUUUUAGUAGCUCGAGUUCAUGAUAUCUAUUCGAAUAGGAUAUUAAAUGUUUUAAUGUCAAUGCAGGAUGUGUCGCUUCAGAUACUGCCGUGUGAUGAUGAGAUUUGGACGGUUGAUGAGUUCCUAGAGAAGAGCGAGGAAGCAUGCAGAAAAGCUGCAAUCGAAUUAAAUCGCAAAAGUCAAAUGGUUUCCGAAGCUGUAGAAGAAGUCCUUAGCUUAGUUGACAAGGCUACAGCGACAUUCAAAGAAAUCGCCGGUAAUGAUGUGGUAACAUUAUUCGAUGCUACUCCAAAAGAUCAACAAUCAUCGGCAAAGUCCAGUGGUGAUAAGGAAGGUAACCAACAACAAGACUGGAGUAUAUUGUGGUCUUGUUUCGAGAAUCCACUUUCACUGCUCUCGACCAGUGAGAGUUUACCGAAAGGGAUGCAGGACAUGGUUUGCAAUGCGGUUGUGGAAAUGCGUCGUUAUUAUAGCAGAAAAGUAAUCGAUGUCCUCAUUAAGGUUAUACGAGCUGCUUUGGACAUGAUACGACGACGCUUUAUCCCCGAGGACGACAUCAAUAGUGACACAGCAGUUGUGUCAAAGAAACCAAUUUUGGCCCUAAAUGCCAUUCUCAUGAUACCCCAUGUUACCAUAAAACCCAGUAUCGAUGAACUCCAAGAGAUGGUAAUUACUGUCGGCAAAAAUAUAACCGGAAUUUCCAAGGGUGUAGCCCAAUGGACCAGUGGCAGGGACAGUCAAUUAGCUACAAAUACGGUGAAUCCACGAGUAAGUCGACAUCAACCGGAUGACAAAAGAGGCAGACGUCGAAAAAUCUACUGUUUGGCAUCGGAGGAACGUCCACAAAUGCCUCAUAUGCUGAAGAGUUUCUAUAGCUCGAUUAUGGACAAUAAGGAGGUGGUGAGGGCAUUGUCACUUCUCUCGAACUGUACGAAAAAUGUCAAGCCUGAAAUUCAAGCCUACAUCAAACGCUGGAAACCAUAUCAUUUUUUGUGGAAGAACGACAGGACAACCCGUCAGCUAAUGGAAUUCGGAUUGCAGGAGUUUGAGACUUCAUUACGUUGUUUGGCUGAACUGGAUGCUAAUCUGUUGGUCGAGCCUGACAUCGAGGUAUUUGGGCAGUGUAUAGCGGUCUACAAUGAGAGAUUAAAAUACGGCCUUGCCAUCGAAAUUAAAACCUGCAACCACAAAAUUGGUCAAGCCAUGAAGAAGAAAUACAAAAAAGAAAUGGACUAUGUUUAUGCCGUAAUAAAUGAAAUGGAUCGCAAGCUUGAUCGAUCAAUUCGUGAUUUAGACGAUGUUCGUAUGAUAAUGGAGACAUUAGGUAAAAUCCGUGAACAAGAAGUUGAUAUGGAAAUGCGUAUUGACCCUAUUGAGGAAGCUUUCAAUGUUCUUACACGUUACGAAGUUCAAGUUGAACGUGAACAAUUCGAUUUGGUUGAUAAUCUUCGAUCGACUUUUCAAAAUCUGCAGGCAUGUGCAUUGCAAGCUCAAGUCAAGCUUCUCGAUAUGCAACCGACUUUCCAGGGUGACCUGAAGACAAAUCUACAGAACUUCCGACAAGAUAAAAUCGACUAUGUGAACGAGUAUCGAAAUGCCGGACCUAUGCAACCAGGUUUGACACCACGUGAAGCCUCGGAUCGCUUGAUUUUGUUUCAAAAUCGAUUUGAGGGCAUGUGGCGUAGGUUGCAGACUUAUCAAAGCGGAGAAGAGCUCUUUGGCUUACCACAGACGGAUUACCCUGAGUUGGGUCAGAUUAGAAAAGAACUCAAUUUACUUCAAAAACUCUAUAAGCUCUAUAACGAUGUCAUAGACAGAGUUAGUAGCUACUACGACAUCCCAUGGAAUGAGGUCGACAUUGAGGAGAUCAACAACGAAUUGAUGGAGUUUCAAAACCGCUGUCGGAAACUUCCCAAGGGUCUUAAGGAAUGGCCAGCUUUCCAUGCCCUUAAAAAGACCAUCGAUGACUUUAACGAUAUGUGUCCUCUGCUCGAGCUAAUGGCUAACAAAGCUAUGAAACCACGUCAUUGGCAACGAAUCAUGGACGUGACUCAGUACAUUUUUGAAUUUGACAGUGAGGGUUUCUCGCUGAAGAAUAUCUUGGAGGCUCCUCUACUGAAACACAAGGAAGACAUCGAGGACAUUUGUAUAUCGGCGAUGAAAGAAAAGGACAUUGAAGCCAAGCUGAAACAGGUGACGAACGAGUGGUCUGUGCAUGAGUUGCAAUUUAUGAGUUUCAACAAUCGUGGGGAACUGCUUCUGCGAGGUGAUACGACCGCAGAGACUAUCGGUCAGCUUGAAGACAGUCUCAUGAUUCUUGGUUCUCUGCUGUCCAAUCGAUAUAAUGCUCCAUUCCGUAAACAGAUUCAACAGUGGGUGUACGAUUUGUCCAACUCAAACGAGAUCCUUGAACGAUGGCUGUUGGUUCAGAAUAUGUGGGUCUACCUUGAAGCUGUGUUUGUCGGAGGAGACAUAGCUAAACAACUGCCCAAGGAGGCUAAGCGUUUCUCGAAAAUUGAUAAAUCCUGGCAAAAAAUCAUGCAAAGAGCCCAUGAAACCCCUGGAGUUGUCGCCUGUUGUGUCGGAGAUGACCUGCUCAAACAACUACUACCACAUCUCCAGGAACAGCUUGAGAUCUGUCAGAAGUCCUUAAGUGGCUAUCUGGAGCGCAAACGAAUGAUGUUCCCUCGCUUCUUCUUCGUCUCUGAUCCAGCUCUACUGGAGAUUCUCGGGCAAGCAUCGGAUUCCCAUACAAUCCAGAAUCAUCUUCUAUCAAUUUUCGACAAUACUCGCCAUGUUCGCUUUCAUGAUAUCGAAUACAAUAAAAUGAUGGCCAUAAUGUCGUGUGAGGGCGAAUCAAUUCAGCUAGAUCGAGCAAUUCGGGCUGAAGGCUCUGUCGAGACAUGGCUAACGCAACUACUGGUAACCGCACAACAAUCCUUGCACUCGAUUAUCAGGACUGCCUAUGCAUCUAUAAACGAUCCGAAUUUUGCCUUGGUGGCAUUUUUGGAAAAAGUCCCGGCCCAAGUUGGUCUCUUAGGGAUUCAGAUGAUUUGGACGCGAGAUGCUGAGAUGGCAUUGAUGCAGGCCAGACAUGAGAGGAAGGUCAUGUCGGAAACAAAUAAUAAAUUCUUGGAAUUGCUGAAUACUCUUAUCGAUCAGACAACGAGGAAUUUAACAAAAAUCGAAAGGACAAAUUUUGAAACUUUGAUUACGAUUCAUGUCCAUCAGAGGGAUAUUUUUGAUAUUUUGUGUCGAAUGAACAUCAAAUCGGCAAAUGAUUUUGAAUGGCUGAAACAGUGCAGAUUCUAUUUCAAAGAAGAUCUAGACAAAACGUGGAUUUCCAUAACAGACGUCACAUUCACCUAUCAAAAUGAGUACUUGGGCUGUACGGAUAGGCUGGUCAUCACUCCAUUGACUGACAGAUGCUACAUUACUCUGGCUCAGGCAUUAACCCUUAGCAUGGGUGGGAGUCCAUGUGGCCCGGCGGGAACUGGCAAAACUGAAACUGUCAAGGAUAUGGGCAAGACAUUAGCUAAAUAUGUGGUCGUAUUUAAUUGCUCCGAUCAAAUGGAUUACAGGGGUUUGGGACGAAUCUAUAAGGGACUUUCACAAUCCGGAACUUGGGGUUGUUUUGAUGAAUUUAAUCGUAUUGAGUUACCUGUUCUGUCAGUAGCAGCACAACAAGUUGCAGUCGUCCUUACGGCGAAGAAAGAAAAAAAGAAGUCAUUUGUAUUCACAGAUGGCGACACAAUUGAAAUGAAUCAGGAAUUUGGAAUUUUUAUUACGAUGAAUCCCGGCUAUGCUGGUCGGAAAGAACUACCGGAGAAUCUAAAAAUCCAAUUUCGUACCGUUGCUAUGAUGGUUCCCGACCGACAAAUCAUCAUUCGUGUCAAACUAGCAUCGUGUGGAUUUUUGGAGAACAUAACACUGGCAAGAAAAUUCUACACUCUAUACAAAUUAUGCGAGGAACAAUUGACAAAACAGGUGCAUUAUGACUUUGGGUUAAGGAACAUCCUGUCGGUGCUGCGAACAUUGGGUGCUUCGAAACGUAGCAAUUCCAAAGAUAGCGAGAGUACGAUAGUUAUGCGGGUGCUGAGGGACAUGAAUCUGUCUAAAUUGAUUGACGAAGAUGAGCCUUUAUUUAUGUCUCUUGUAUCGGAUUUGUUUCCCAAUCAGACUUUGGAGAAGACAAAUUACCCAGAGUUAGAAACGGCGAUAGCCCAACAAGCUGAUGAAGCUGGAUUGGUGUAUCAUCCGCCAUGGGUGUUGAAACUGAUUCAGUUGUAUGAAACACAAAAGGUGCGACAUGGUAUUAUGGCAUUGGGUCCAAGUGGUGCUGGCAAGACCACCUGCAUUCACACCCUCAUGAAGGCUAUGACCCAGAUGGGUACCGUCCAUCGGGAGAUGAGAAUGAAUCCGAAGGCUAUAACUUCAGCUCAGAUGUUUGGGCGAUUAGAUGUUGCGACAAAUGAUUGGACCGAUGGAAUAUUCUCAGCUCUCUGGCGAAAAACAUUAAAGAGCAAGGGCGGGGAGAAUAUUUGGCUGGUGCUGGACGGACCGGUAGACAGUAUUUGGAUUGAAAACUUGAACUCAGUACUCGAUGACAAUAAGACUCUGACAUUGGCAAAUGGUGAUCGUUUAGUGAUGGCACCAACCUGUAAAAUUAUCUUUGAGCCUCAUAACAUUGACAACGCAUCGCCGGCUACAGUUUCCCGAAAUGGAAUGGUCUACAUGAGUUCUUCGGGACUGGAUUCAAGACCAAUUGUUCAAGCUUGGCUCAAGUCUCGCUCGCCUGGUGAGAAGACCGUGUUUAGCGACCUUUUUGAGCAGUCUUUUUUGUCCAUAUUUAAUUGGGGCACACAGAAUUUGAAAUUGCUGAUGUCGGUAUUGCAGUGUAAUAUUGUGCAACAGAUGUUAUUUAUCUUGGAAGGCUUGGUACCUGUUAAGAAAGACGAGGAAGGCGCUGCUAGCAUGUCCAGCAAGGACAGUCAAGAAGGUAAAACAGCCGAAGCAAAGGCUGCAUCAGCUACCACCGUCAAAGCUACUGCUAAACCUAGUGAUAAAGCUGUUUCACAAGGUUCAGCUGGAGUUAAGUCUGCUACAGGUUCGACUGGAACUAAGUCCACAGCAAGUUCGGCUGGAUCUAAACCCGCUGACCCAGCUACAGCUCCGUCAUCGGCUAAAGGGGCUGCAGCUGUAGCGGCCCCUACAGCAGCUCCAGCAGUAGAGCAAUCAAAGGAUGAUAACCGGCGACUUUCAAACGCCAGUGAGGGCGAUGAAAUCCCAGAGGAAGUGAAAUCCGACGAAAAGGAAGAUACCUGUACCCCCGAACAUCUACACCGGUUGUAUAUUUUUUCAAUUGCCUGGGGACUAGGUGGAUAUCUUAACUCAGCGGACCGUUGCAAGCUUGAUGCCUAUGUCAAAGAGACUUUCCCCCAUUUCGAUUACCCCAAGAUGAAGGGGCAAGAGAGUACGAUAUUUGAUUUUUUCGUAUCGCCCACUGGAAUGUGGCAAUCGUGGAAGACACUAGUCACCCCCUAUAUGUAUCCGGAGGUAUCAACACCAGAUUAUCUGAGUAUCUUGGUGCCGAUAGUGGAUAACGUCCGGAUUGACUAUCUUAUCGGGACUAUUGCUAAUCAGGAGAGAGCUGUGAUGCUGAUUGGUGAACAGGGAACCGGCAAGACGGUGAUGAUGAAAAACUUCAUGAAGAAAAUGAAUCCGGAAUCGUAUAUGGGAAGGUCAUUCAAUUUCUCAUCCGCAACAAGUCCUUAUCAGUUUCAGCGAACCAUAGAGAGCUAUGUAGAGAAGCGCGUUGGAGUGACUUUUGGUCCGCCGGGAGGACGGAAACUUAUUGUCUUCAUCGACGAUAUCAACCUUCCCGAGAUCAAUGAAUGGGGUGACCAGAUUACCAAUGAGAUAGUUCGUCAAACCAUGGAUAUGAAAGGUUUCUAUAGUCUGGAGAAGCCUGGGGACUUUACGACUGUUGUUGAUGUUCAGUAUGUUGGGGCGAUGGGUCUUCCUGGUGGAGGACGCAAUGAUAUACCUUCGAGGUUGAAACGACAGUUCAGCGUAUUUAAUUGCAAUAUCCCAGACAAUGAGUCCAUUGACAAGAUAUUCAGGGUUGUUGGCGAGGGUCAUUACAAUAACAAACGUGGCUUCGCUCCAGAGGUUCGAAACCUUGUCAAAAAGUUGAUCUUUAUAACCCGAUACAUCUGGCAGCGUACGCGGGAGAAUCUUCUCCCCACUCCGGCUAAGUUCCACUAUGUUUUCAGUCUGAGGGAUUUGUCGAGAAUCUGGCAAGGUAUGGUGGGAACUCUGUCCACAGUUAUAACAGCGGAAAGUGUAAUGAUGUCGCUUUGGAAACAUGAAUGCACCAGAGUUUUUGCAGAUCGUUUUACAACGGUUCAAGACAAGGAAUGGUUUAGCGGUGAGUUGGUGAGUUUGGUCCGCAAUGAACUUAGUGAAGCUCACGUGGAAAUGAUCGGGCCAAGUCCUGUGUUUGUGGAUUUCAUGCGGGACGCUCCAGAACCCACAGGUGAAGAGGGAGAAGAUGCUGAUAUGGAAUUGCCUAAGGUCUACGAGCCGGUUAGUUCCCAUGAAGUUCUGCGGGAAAGGUUGUUUAUGUUCUUGGCGCAGUUCAAUGAAAUGGUAAGAGGGUCUGGAAUGGAUUUAGUCUUCUUCCCCGAUGCUAUGUUGCAUUUAGUUAAGAUCUCUCGCAUCAUCAGACAUCCAAGAGGAAACGUAAUGUUGGUUGGAGUUGGUGGAUCUGGCAAGCAGUCACUCACUAAGUUGGCAUCGUUCAUUGCCGGAUACAAAACAUUCCAGAUAAGUCUGACUCGAUCCUACAAUGUCGCCAACUUCUUGGAAGAUUUGAAGCUUUUGUAUAGGACAUGCGGUGUUCAAGGAAAAGGUACCACUUUUCUGUUCUCUGAUUUGGAUAUCAAGGAGGAAGGUUUCCUAGAAUAUUUGAAUAAUAUUCUGUCAUCGGGAGUGAUCUCGAACUUAUUCACUCGAGACGAACAAGCUGAGAUAGUUCAAGAACUGACGCCAGUUAUGAAACGUGAAAAUCAGCGCAAGACUGCCACUCCGGAAAGUGUUAUGGAGUUCUUUUUAGCUAGAACGUGCACCAAUCUCCAUGUGGCUUUCUGUUUCUCUCCAGUUGGGGAGACUUUCAGGGCUAGAGUUCAAAGAUUCCCGGCACUAGUAUCAGGAUGUACUAUCGAUUGGUUUCAACCAUGGCCCAAGGACGCUCUCAUCUCAGUGGCUCAACAUUUUCUGAAUGAUUUCGAAAUUGAGUGCACACCAGCGGUGAAAAAGGAACUAGUCACCGCUUUGGGAUCAAUACAAGAUGUCGUUUCUGAGACCUCUGUGGAAUACUUCCAAAGAUUCCGUAGGGCCACACAUGUUACUCCUAAGUCUUAUCUGAACUUUAUUGCCGGGUAUAAGAACAUUUAUCAACAAAAACAAAAAGAAUUGGGUGAUGGAGUUGAGAAGAUGGACACAGGUUUGGAGAAGCUCAAGGAAGCAUCAGCGUCAGUGGAGAUUUUAAAGAAAGACCUGGCUGUAAUGGAGCAAGAGCUUGUAGAAGCUUCAAAAAAAGCUGAAUCUGUACUCGUCGAAGUGACUGAACGUGCAAUGCAAGCUGAAAUUGUGAAAAAUCAGGUUAUGAUUGUCAAGGAAAAGGCUGAAGCUUUAGUGGCGUGCAUCGCGAAUGAGAAGGCACUAGCUGAAGAGAAGCUCGAAGCUGCGAAACCAGCUCUCGAGGAAGCUGAAAACGCCCUUAACACUAUUAAACCAGCUCAUAUCGCCACUGUGAGGAAAUUGGGACGUCCUCCGCAUCUGAUUAUGCGAAUCAUGGACUGUGUGUUGAUUUUGUUCAAAAGAAAGUUGCAUCCGUGUAUCCCUGAUGCUGCCACUCCAUGCCCAAAGCCGUCUUGGCAGGAGUCCUUAAAGAUGAUGGCGAGUGCAACAUUCCUUCUCCAAUUGCAAAACUACCCCAAGGAUACUAUCAACGAUGAAAUGAUUGACUUGUUGCAACCCUACUUUCGAAUGGAGGACUACAACAUGGACAUGGCACGACGAGUUUGCGGUGACGUUGCUGGUUUGCUUUCAUGGACAAAAGCCAUGGGAUUUUUUCAUAGUGUGAACAAAGAAGUCUUGCCGUUGAAGGCAAAUCUCACAAUGCAGGAAGCGAGAUUGAAGCUUGCCAUGGAUGACUUAGCCGGGGCUGAGGAACAAUUACGCGAACGUGAGGAUGCAUUGCAGCAAGUUAAAAAUCAGUAUGACAAAGCUGUGGGCGAGAAGCAACGUCUAACGGAUGCAGCAAAUGUUUGUUUGCGUAAAAUGACAGCGGCAACCGCCCUAAUCAACGGACUGACAGAUGAGAAACACCGCUGGACAAAUCAAAGUAAGGAAUUUAAAAUUCAAUUAGGAAAACUGGUGGGCGAUGUUCUUUUGGCAACCGGAUUUCUAUCGUACUGCGGUCCCUACAAUCAGGAGUUCCGCACAAACCUAAUCAAAACUUGGAUGACAAUUCUAAAGCAACGCGUCAUUCCGUUUACAUUGAAUUUAAAUAUCACAAAUAUGCUGGUAGACUCGUCGACAGUUUCGGAGUGGACUUUGCAGGGCUUGCCCAACGAUGAGUUGUCUGUUCAGAAUGCCUUGAUUGCCACCAAGUCGAGUAGUUACCCAUUGUUGGUUGACCCCCAGAGUCAAGGAAAGAUAUGGAUUAAGUGCAAGGAGGAUAAGAAUGAACUGCAGAUAACGUCGCUUAACCACAAGUAUUUUAGGACUCAUCUGGAAGAUUCUUUGUCGUUGGGACGGCCUCUGCUCAUCGAGGAUGUGGGAACAGAGCUCGAUCCGGUGAUUGAUAAUGUUUUGGAGAAGAACUUCAUCAAGUCGGGAAGUAUCGAAAAGGUGCUCGUCGGUGACAAAGAGUGUGACGUCAUGCCGGGUUUCAUGCUCUACAUCACAACAAAGCUUCCUAACCCGGCUUUUAGUCCCGAGAUGAGUGCAAAAACCUCAAUUAUCGAUUUCACUGUGACCAUGCGUGGCUUGGAGGACCAGCUUUUGGGUCGAGUAAUUCUCAUGGAAAAAUCUGAUCUGGAAGCUGAACGAGUUGCCCUAUUUGAAACUGUCAUGCAAAAUCAGCGGAACAUGAAGGAGCUCGAAGCAAAUCUGCUGUACCGUUUGAGUUCCUCCCAAGGCUCUUUGGUCGACGAUGAAGCUCUGAUUGAAGUACUUCGUGUGACUAAAUCCACAGCCGAAGAAGUAAAUCAAAAAUUGAAGAUAUCCGAAAUCACCGAAAAGAAGAUCAUGAAAGCUCGUGAAGAAUAUCGUGCUGUAGCAGCUCGAGGGUCGAUCCUCUACUUUUUGAUCACUGAAAUGAGUAAUGUCAAUGUCAUGUAUCAAAAUUCUUUGAAGCAAUUUUUGGUGAUCUUCAAUAACUCGAUAACCAAAUCCACGAAAUCCAGCGUCACUGAAGAAAGGAUCAAUAUUAUUCUUAAGUACCUGACGUAUGAAGUUUGGGCCUUUACCAAUCGCAGUUUGUACGAAAGGCAUAAGCAAUUGUUCACCUUGAUGCUGGCUAUCAAAAUUGACUACCACAAAGGGAAUAUAACCCAUGAAGAGUUUAUGGCAUUUAUCAAGGGAGGAGCGUCGUUGGAUUUAAAUGCUGUGGCACCUAAACCCUUCAGAUGGAUUCUAGAUAUAACUUGGUUGAAUUUGGUCGAGAUAAGCAAGCUAGAUACGUUUUUGAAUGUUUUGCAAAUUAUUGAGUCCAGUGAGAAGGAGUGGCGAGCAUGGUAUGAGGCUGAGAAACCUGAAAUGGAAGACAUACCCUGUGGUUAUCAGGCUUCGUUGGAUGGCUUCAGGAAGUUGCUGUUGGUACGUUCAUGGAGUCCAGACAGAACGAUUUCUCAAGCAAAAAAAUACAUUGAAGAAUCCCUCGGUCCUGAGUACAGUGAAAUGCAAAUUCUCGAUUUGGAAGCAACAUGGUUGGAAUCAGAACCACGCACACCCUUCGUUUGUCUGUUAUCCAUCGGUUCCGAUCCAACUACUCAAAUAGGAAUUUUGGCCAAACAGAAGGGAAUUCCACUUAAAUCGGUCUCGAUGGGCCAAGGUCAAGAGUUCCAUGCCCGCAAGAUGAUUCUCGAAGCCAUGUCUACCGGAGGUUGGGUUCUCCUACAAAACGUCCAUCUCUCCUUACCAUUUUGCACAGAAGUGAUUGACUUGUUGGUCGAAUCAGAGCACAUCGAUGACUCCUUUCGGAUGUGGGUAACGACAGAACCACACUCGGAAUUCCCUAUUGGAUUAUUGCAAAUGGCUAUAAAAUUCACAAAUGAACCACCUCAGGGCAUCCGAGCAAGCAUGAAACGAAGCUAUCAGGCAUUUAGUCAAGACUUCCUGGAUUACACUUCUGCCCCACAAUGGCCGCCACUUUUAUAUACAGUUGCUUUCCUGCACACCGUCAUUCAAGAACGUCGUAAAUUCGGUCCUCUCGGUUGGAAUGUACCCUACGAAUUCAAUCAAGCUGAUUUUGCCGCAAGCGUUCAAUUUAUCCAGAAUCACUUGGAUGAAAUGGAUCCAAAGAAGGGUGUAUCUUGGCAAACUGUAUGCUAUAUGCUAGGCGAAGUACAAUAUGGCGGACGGGUUACAGAUGAUUUCGAUAAACGACUUUUGACUACUUUCACGGCUGUGUGGUUUUGUGAGAGUCUACUGACGUCGUCGUUUGAAUUUUACAAAGGCUACCGAGUGCCUGUGACGAAGAGCUUGCAAGGAUUCGUUGACUAUAUAAAUAGUUUGCCAGCAAAUGACACCCCGGAGGUGUUUGGAUUGCAUCCGAAUGCAGAUAUCACGUAUCAGAUAAAUACUGCCAAAGGCAUAUUGGAUACCAUCUUAAGUGUGCAGCCAAAAGAGGGUGGCGGUGGUGGUGGUGAGACUAGAGAAUCUAUCGUCUAUCAAUUAGCUGACGAUAUGCUAAGGAAACUUCCGCCCCAAUACAAUGAGUUCGAAGUACGUGAAAAUCUCAACCGAAUGGGUGCGUUGCUCCCGAUGAACAUAUUUCUUAGACAAGAAAUCGAUCGAAUGCAACGUGUUAUCAAAGAAGUGUUCUCAUGUUUGCGUGAUUUGAAGUUAGCAAUUGAUGGUACAAUUGUUAUGAGUGCUGCCUUGAAAGAGUCACUGGAUGCAAUGUACGACGCAAGGAUUCCCGAACGUUGGAUGAAGAUUUCGUGGGAAUCUACAACCCUUGGGUUUUGGUAUACUGAGCUACUUGAGCGAAACGCACAAUUUCGAACUUGGAUAUCAACAGAUAGACCAAAGGUCUUUUGGAUGACUGGAUUCUUUAAUCCUCAAGGGUUUUUGACUGCCAUGCGACAGGAGGUAACACGAGCGCAUAAAGGAUGGGCCCUUGACUCGGUGGUGUUGCAAAAUCAAACAACUCGCUACAAUAAAGAAGACAUCACUGAAUAUCCUGCCGAAGGAGUUUACGUACAUGGAUUGUUUCUUGAAGGUGCUUCGCUAGAUCGCCGAAGCGGAAAACUAAUUGAAUCAAAACCAAAAGUCCUUUACGAACAAAUGCCAGUAAUAUACAUUUAUGCAAUCAAUACCACUGCAGGAAAGGAUCCGAAGCUUUACGAAUGCCCUAUUUACAGGAAACCGCAACGAACCGAUGCAAAGUAUGUGGGUUCGAUUGAUUUCGAAACGGAUUUUAAUCCAAAACAUUGGACACUGCGUGGUGUUGCAUUGCUAUGCGAUAUAAAGUAGGUUCAAGUUGUGCGGCAAAGGAUUACAAGGAUGACGAUGAUGGUGAUGAAGAUGAGGAGGACGAGAAAUACUCUCAGUGUGGCUGCAUCAUCAUCGUCAGGAACCGUACUUUUGUGGGUCGCUUUUGGGGAGUGGGAUGUGUUUAUUGGCUUCUGUGGAAAAUGCUUUAUUGUGGUUGCGUGUAUGCGAUUUAUACAUCGGUUGGUGCUCCGUUGACUGUGAUGGAUUUUUAUUUUUGGGGGUGAAACAGUUUUGGGAAAUUUUAUGUAUUAAGAAACUAUACUUGUAGAAAAUUAAGAAUAAAGUUGAUGGUAGUGCAGACGCAGA
Eupeodes corollae is the source of this 14894-nucleotide messenger RNA. It is a transcript of the gene Dhc1, whose product is annotated as dynein axonemal heavy chain 5. The coding region runs from base 321 to 14567 and encodes 4748 amino acids. NCBI's taxonomy places the organism in Eukaryota, Metazoa, Arthropoda, Insecta, Diptera, Syrphidae. The transcript is spliced from 36 exons. The record is from RefSeq and is a predicted model, not a curated record. Gene Ontology annotation, molecular function: dynein intermediate chain binding; minus-end-directed microtubule motor activity; dynein light intermediate chain binding. Gene Ontology annotation, cellular component: dynein complex. Gene Ontology annotation, biological process: microtubule-based movement.